AUGACGGAACAGAUGGAUAAAAUAAAUACUUCUCCAUAUGCCAUAACAUCUUUACUUACAACCCAUGCAGGAUAUCUACCAUUUCACCCAUUGUGUCUUCCUCCAGUUAUGGAUAACGUUAUGUUCAGACCUCAACCUUUUUCAUAUUGCUGCGAUGCAUCAUCAGUGACAUCUUCUGUAAGCCCAAAAUCGCAAUCAGACUCUGAUAACCAAGACACACCUGCAAGACCGUUUAAAAUGUACUCCAACGAUCCAAGAUCCAUGUCCAUGAUUCUUCCAACAGAAACGAUACUAACAAAAAACUCUGAGGAUGCGUACGCAGAAUUUCGGGAGAAAAUACUGCAGAAAAACAAAACCACCAACUCAAACAAAAAUAUAAAAAGAUCCCCAUCUAGUAGCGUAAGUGAUCCACAUUAUCUCGAAAAAAGGAAAAGGAACAACGAAGCUGCAAAAAAAUCAAGAGACGCGAGGAAAGCCAAGGAAGACGAGAUCGCUAUUAGAUGUGCUUUUUUAGAGAAAGAAAAUCUUCAUUUAAAAAUUAAAAUUGCCACACUUGAAAAUGAAAGAGACAGGCUACACAGUAUGGUGUACAGAUAG
Molecule: messenger RNA, 597 nt
Organism: Brassicogethes aeneus
Lineage: Eukaryota; Metazoa; Arthropoda; Insecta; Coleoptera; Nitidulidae
Source: the annotation of a GenBank genome assembly